This is a messenger RNA of Ooceraea biroi (clonal raider ant), 989 nucleotides long. RefSeq names its product venom allergen 3. Lineage: Eukaryota; Metazoa; Arthropoda; Insecta; Hymenoptera; Formicidae. The record is from RefSeq and is a predicted model, not a curated record. Gene Ontology annotation, cellular component: extracellular region.
AUUAAACUUCCACACAGUAGAGAGGGGUAGCCGUCUAGGUAACGAUCAGGAAAAGUAACAUGACAAGAUUUUUCAAUUUACUAUCUCUUGCCGUAUUGGCAGGAGUCUUUAUUAGCGCAAAUGCAGUAAACUACUGCAACCUUGCGUCAUGUCGCGGCAAGAUGCACACGAUGUGCGCGUAUACCUCAUCAGCACCAGGGCCAAACUGCCAGCAAGCGCAUGAUGCGGGUCUGACCAAUUCUGAAAAGGACUUGAUAGUGAGAAAGCAUAAUGAAUUGAGGCAAAGAGUUGCUAGCGGUCAAGAGACAAGAGGAAGUCCUGGCCCACAACCACCAGCGUCUAACAUGCAAGACUUGACUUGGGAUGACGAAUUGGCAACAAUUGCGCAAAGGUGGGCUAAUCAAUGCAUUUACAAGCAUGAUAAGUGCAAGAACGUAGAAAGAUACCAAGUCGGCCAAAACAUAGCCAGAAGUUCUGCUACAGGAAUGGAACCGGCCGGUGUAGGUGAAAUGAUCGAUGACUGGUACAAUGAAGUAGCACUGUUUGAUAAUUCUCUAGUUUCUUCAUAUCAGUUCUCCAUGGACACUGCUCAUUAUACUCAAAUGGUCUGGGCUACUACGGCCAAGAUAGGUUGCGGCCGAAUAAAGUACAAGAACGAGAGAGGCUGGGACACGAAUUUCUUUGUCUGCAACUAUGGUCCAUCUGGAAACUGGAAAGGCAAGAAAAUGUAUGAAAUCAGACAGUAAAUCUGCCUAACAACACAUUGACCAGCGAUGAUGAAUACGCUUUUUAUUUGUUGAAACGGGUUAUAAUGUAUGUAUGUAGAUAUGUCAUCCUCUUGGCUUAUAUUUCUAAAUUUAAUUCAAAUUUGUUACAAUACUAAGAAAAAAGGAAAAAAGUAUUACGAAAUAUAAUCAAGUAUGUACAAAAUGUGUAUAUCAUACCAACAAUGUAAAACGAUAUAUAAAUAAAACAAUGCAUUAUAAAAA